UGCGGCCGAGCGGGGAAGGUGUCAGGCGCGGGCGGGCAGAGAGCGAGCGAGAUGGUGCAGGGUUCUUGCGUGCGUCUGGGAAAAGCGAGAACUUGAGUUCCUGAAGAUUAGUGGGUGUGGCGGGGAGGUCAAGUGGAAGGGGAUUAUGAAACCCAAUCCCCGAAAGCGCUCUACCUUGCCCCCUUGGGCAAAGGGGGAAAGGGUAAACUGAGGCACGCAGAGGCGGAACUCUGAAACCAGACCUGAGACCACUGAGCUCCCUAGCCCGUCUUCCCAGAAGGAACUCCGGUGUUCCUCGGCUGUGCAAUACCAGACCAUCCCAGACAUUUCCCUCCCCACGCCCCCAGCUCCGCCCUCGGUCCCCUCCCCCCAAUGCGGGUAGGGGGAGGAGACGCAAGUUCUGGCGCGGGCGGCGACGGCUAGCAGUCACCACCUCCCGCAAGUGCCAGAGCCGAGCGGGCUGCGCGGAGGCUGCGGAGCCGGCGGCCGCGGGAGCUGACCCUGCGGGGUCCCGGGGGGGGAGGGGGAGCCGCGAAGCCCCCACUGAGGCCGCCGCUGCCGGGCCUCCCCUCCCCCCCGGGCGGGCGCCAUGCGGGGGAGCCCGGGCGACGCGGAGCGGCGGCAGCGCUGGGGUCGCCUGUUCGAGGAGCUGGACAGUAACAAGGAUGGCCGCGUGGACGUGCACGAGUUGCGCCAGGGGCUGGCCAGGCUGGGCGGGGGCAACCCAGACCCCGGCGCCCAACAGGGUAUCUCCUCUGAGGGUGACGCUGACCCAGAUGGCGGGCUUGACCUGGAGGAAUUUUCCCGCUAUCUGCAGGAGCGGGAGCAGCGUCUGCUGCUCAUGUUUCACAGUCUUGACCGGAACCAGGAUGGUCACAUCGAUGUCUCUGAGAUCCAACAGAGUUUCCGAGCUCUGGGCAUUUCCAUCUCGCUGGAGCAGGCUGAGAAAAUUCUGCACAGCAUGGACCGAGAUGGCACAAUGACCAUUGACUGGCAAGAAUGGCGCGACCACUUCCUGUUGCAUUCGCUGGAAAAUGUGGAGGACGUGCUAUAUUUCUGGAAGCAUUCCACGGUCCUGGACAUUGGCGAGUGCCUGACAGUGCCAGACGAGUUCUCAAAGCAAGAGAAGCUGACGGGCAUGUGGUGGAAGCAGCUGGUGGCCGGCGCAGUGGCAGGUGCCGUGUCACGGACAGGCACGGCCCCUCUGGACCGCCUCAAGGUCUUCAUGCAGGUCCAUGCCUCAAAGACCAACCGGCUGAACAUCCUGGGAGGGCUUCGAAGCAUGGUCCUUGAGGGAGGCGUCCGCUCCCUGUGGCGUGGCAAUGGUAUUAAUGUACUCAAGAUUGCCCCCGAGUCAGCUAUCAAGUUCAUGGCCUAUGAACAGAUCAAGAGGGCCAUCCUGGGGCAGCAGGAGACACUGCAUGUGCAGGAACGCUUCGUGGCUGGCUCCCUGGCUGGUGCCACAGCUCAAACCAUCAUUUACCCUAUGGAGGUGCUGAAGACGCGGCUGACCUUGCGCCGGACGGGCCAGUAUAAGGGGCUGCUGGACUGCGCCAGGCGGAUCCUGGAGAGGGAGGGGCCCCGUGCCUUCUACCGCGGCUACCUGCCCAACGUGCUGGGCAUCAUCCCCUAUGCGGGCAUCGACCUGGCCGUCUAUGAGACUCUGAAGAACUGGUGGCUUCAGCAGUACAGCCACGACUCGGCAGACCCAGGCAUCCUCGUGCUCCUGGCCUGCGGUACCAUAUCCAGCACCUGCGGCCAGAUAGCCAGUUACCCCCUGGCCCUGGUCCGGACCCGCAUGCAGGCACAAGCCUCCAUCGAGGGUGGCCCCCAGUUGUCCAUGCUGGGUCUGCUACGUCACAUCCUGUCCCAGGAGGGCAUGCGGGGCCUCUACCGGGGGAUCGCCCCCAACUUCAUGAAGGUUAUUCCAGCUGUGAGCAUCUCCUAUGUGGUCUACGAGAACAUGAAGCAGGCCUUGGGGGUCACGUCCAGGUGAGGGACCCGGAGCCCGUCCCCCCGAUCCCUCACCCCCCACACCUCAGCCACUGGAGACUGACGAUCCAACCACAGGAUCCCUACUCUUUGGCCACGAGAUCCCAGUACCCAGAUCUUGGAUCCUAGACUCCUAUGCCCCAACCACUGGGUCAUGGAUCCCCACCCUUCAGCCACUAGAUCCCAGAUCCUCCUGUAACCAUAACUGUGGAUCCCUUACUUCAGCAGCUCAAGUCUGCUACCCUAACCACAAGAUCCAAGAUUAUCCACACCCCAGCCCUUAAUCCCCAUCGCCCAAAUCACUGGAUCCUGCAGCCCCACAUCCCAAGGUGGAUCCCACACUUCCCUGCGCCUCCUACUGGAUCCUGGACCUCCACGUCUUAACCACUGGAUCCCACACAAAUCAGUGAAUGGAUCCCGACACCCCAACCACAGAAGCACGGAUUCCCUGUACCUCAACACCCAGACCCUGCCUCCCUCAGGCACCAGAUCCAGUGUCCUAGUGAAACACUGGAUCUUAGAUCCCCAAACCCAGAUCCCCAUGCCUCGAGCCCUGGAUCUCCAAGCUCAGCUGCUGGAUUCUGGAUGUCAACAAACCUCACCACUGCAUCCUGACAACCACAAUGCCUGGAUCCUGGGGCCCCCAUCACUGGAUCCCAGAUCCCCUCACCCCAUCCACUGGAUUCCUGCACUGGUUUUUUGUUUUUUGUUUUAACUUCGACACUGGGUCUCAGAUCCUUCUGCUCUGACUGCCAGAUCCCUACAUUUCAGGCACUACACCUUCCACCCCCAGGCACUGGAUCCCAGAUUCCUAAGCCCCCACCCACCAGAUUCUGGCUCCUAAAACAAGUGCGGGGGCCCCAGUGGCACAGCAAGUGGAUCCUGGCAAAUGCAGCUGCUGGAUUCCAGAUUCUGGAUCCCCAGUCCCUCUGCCCAGUCCCUCAAUGUUGAAACCUCAUCUCUUGAAGGCAGACCCUGAUAUUCCAAGGCACUGAAUCCCAAGCCCUUAACCCCUGGUUUCUGAUCUGAAUCUUCCAGGCGCCGGGUCCCACAUGUUCAGGCCCCAAGUCUAGAUCCUGGCAGCCCAGUCACACAGUAUCCCACACACACUGAUGCCCAGAGCCGACUUCUCAUGACAUGAAAUUGCAUGGUCGAGAGAGCCUGUGGGGAAGGAAGCCCAGAUCCUGGCUGCGACCUGCACGGAUGCUGGAUUCCCCCUCACCCCACCUCUGCAUGGCCACCCCCUCCUGGAACCACUCCACUCCCUGCAUCCACACACUUCACAGCAUCUUCCAUCCCCCUCCCACCUUCUAGGCAAAGAGUCCCCAGAGCUGUGUCCCUCCAAGGGGUCCGAGGAAUCACUCACUCCUGGAGGCUGGCAAGGAGACAGUCUGAGGCCAGGGACCCAUGAAGGGGUGUCCCCACCCCAGCACUACCAGCACCUCCCCAGGCUUCCAGAGUUGAAAACCAGGAGAAAAUUGGCAAAGACCACCCUUCUGUAAACCCAAGCACCCGAUGAUGCAAAAAACAAAACAAAAAAACCGCCAAAUCCCCAAAUUCAUUCCAGAUCUAUUUUUCUACCAGAGAGAGGAUCAAAGUCCUCCUCCCCUACGCCCGUACAUUCUGCACUUCAUAGUUGGAUUCUGAGCUUAGGAUAAUCCGGAGACCCCAUGGAGGGACUUGGAAAGGGGAACUGGGAUUUGGGGAGGGGCUGGAGGACUUCCGCACGCUUCCACCUCCUUCGACCUCCACCGCGCCGCAACUCCCUGCCUGUGUGUGUUAUUUCAAAGGAAAAGAACAAAAGGAAUAAAUUUUUCUAAGCUCUUU
This is a messenger RNA of Nomascus leucogenys (northern white-cheeked gibbon), 3819 nucleotides long. RefSeq names its product solute carrier family 25 member 23 (gene SLC25A23). Gene Ontology annotation, molecular function: ATP transmembrane transporter activity; calcium ion binding. The record is from RefSeq and is a predicted model, not a curated record. Gene Ontology annotation, biological process: transmembrane transport. NCBI's taxonomy places the organism in Eukaryota, Metazoa, Chordata, Mammalia, Primates, Hylobatidae.